AUGAAUCGCGCCCGCCCGUCCACCGAACCGAGCGCUCUCCCACACCGGCUCGACGGCAUCAACGGCGACUGUAUAAAAACUUCUUCCAAAGACCGCCGGCCACAGUGCACCAGCCGAUCCUCACCGCGUUCCACCGGCCUCACUACUUACAGCGAGCCGAGAAACUUCGAACGGUACAAAACGCAUUGUGAAUCGAAAAUCGAAUAAACAGCAAAGCGCCGCCAUGGACGUCGAGGAGUUCAGGAUACGCGGCAAGGAGAUGGUCGAUUACAUCUGCUCGUACAUGAACAACAUCGGCAGCCACCGCGUCACGCCCGACAUCGAGCCCGGCUACCUGAAGGAGCUGCUGCCGCAGGAGGCGCCCGACGCGCCCGACGACUGGGAGGACAUCAUGAAGGACGUGGACAAGAAGAUCAUGCCGGGCGUGACGCACUGGCAGCACCCCCGGUUCCACGCGUACUUCCCCAGCGGGAACAGCUACCCGUCCAUCUUGGCCGAUAUGCUGUCCGAUGCCAUCGGAUGCAUCGGGUUUUCUUGGGCGGCCAGUCCGGCUUGCACGGAACUCGAAACGAUAGUGAUGGAUUGGCUGGGCAAGGCGAUCGGCCUGCCGGACGAUUUCAUCACCUCCAAGCCGAACAGCACGGGCGGCGGCGUCCUGCAGACCUCCGCCAGCGAGUGCGUGCUGGUCUCGAUGCUGGCGGCGCGCAACCAGGCCAUCCAGUACCUCAAGAAAGACAACCCGUCGACCGUCGACAGCGAAUUCCUGCCGAGGCUGAUCUGCUACUGCUCGCAGGAGGCGCACUCGUGCGUGGAGAAGGCGGCCAAGAUCCUGCUCGUGCAGAUCCGCAUCCUCGACACCGACGAGAACGGCUCGAUGCGCGGCGACACCUUGAAGGACGCGAUGGAGAAGGACAAAGCCAACGGGUUGUUACCGUUCUUCGUGUCCGCCAUAUUGGGCUCGACGGGGUGCUGUUCGUUCGACAGCCUGGAGGAGAUCGGGCCGGUGUGCAAGGAGCAGGCCUGCACGUGGUUGCACGUGGACGCCGCCUACGCGGGCAACGCCUUCAUCUGCCCCGAACUGAAAGCCUAUCUCAACGGAGCCGAGUACAUGGACUCCUUCAACACCAACCCCAACAAAUGGCUGUUGACCAACUUCGAUUGCUCUUGUUUGUGGGUGAAGAACCGGUAUAGGCUGACCAGCGCUUUGGUGGUGGAUCCGUUGUACCUCCAACACGCCAAUUCCGACGAAGCCAUCGACUACAGGCACUGGGGCAUCCCGUUGAGCAGGCGAUUCAGAUCGCUCAAGCUGUGGUUCGUGAUCAGAAAAUACGGAUUGUCCGGGCUGCAGAAGUACAUCCGCAACCACAUCAACCUCGCCAAGCACUUCGAAUCGCUCGUGCGGAAAGACAAACGCUUCGAAAUCGUCAACGACGUCAAACUAGGCCUGGUGUGCUUCAGGCUCGUAGCGCCCGAUACCGUCAAUCAGACUCUACUGGCCACCAUCAACGCCUCGGGCAAGCUCCACAUGAUACCUUCCAUAGUGAAAGGCAAGUACAUCGUCCGGUUCUGCGUGACGGCGGAGAACGCCGCGCAGGAGGACGUCGAGCACGCGUGGCGCGUCAUCUGCGAGCACACGUCGGAGUUGCUCAGCAGGAAGUCGAUCAGGAGCCAGGUGUUCGUCAGGCCGCCGCUCACCCGGCAGAAGUCGAAGCGCUUGUCGUUCACCAGGAGCGUGUCGAAGGAGAUGUACCAGCGGUCGAAGAGCCGGUCGAACCUGGCCGACGGGGCGACGCCCAUCCUGGUGGUGGACUCCGACGAGGAGGUCGAGAACCGCCAGGACGCGAUCCUCGAUCAGCUGACGGGCGCCGUGGACGACGACGACGUGUUCGCCAAGGACCUGGAGGAGUACAAGCCGCUGAAGGGCGAGAGGGAGUUCGAGGACGAUUACAAGAUCCCGCCGAAGAGCCCCACGGAGGUGCAGAAGUGUUUCUAG
Molecule: messenger RNA, 1993 nt
Organism: Phyllotreta striolata
Lineage: Eukaryota; Metazoa; Arthropoda; Insecta; Coleoptera; Chrysomelidae
Source: the annotation of a GenBank genome assembly